Polypterus senegalus (gray bichir) is the source of this 764-nucleotide messenger RNA. It is a transcript of the gene churc1, whose product is annotated as churchill domain containing 1. The transcript is spliced from 4 exons. Bases 5 to 472 code for a protein of 155 amino acids. Lineage: Eukaryota; Metazoa; Chordata; Cladistia; Polypteriformes; Polypteridae. Gene Ontology annotation, biological process: fibroblast growth factor receptor signaling pathway; positive regulation of DNA-templated transcription; multicellular organism development. Gene Ontology annotation, molecular function: zinc ion binding. The record is from RefSeq and is a predicted model, not a curated record.
GCUAAUGAACAAGAAGAAAGAGAAGAAGAAGACGAGCCCUCGGUGUAUCACGGAAGCGAGUUAUCCAGACAGAAUCGGGACGAGUUCAUCUGUCAAUUGCAGUCCGUUAGUUGUGUUAGGGAGCCCUGGCAAGAUGUGUCCCGGCUGCGUGCAGAAGGAAUACCCCAGCAGGGGACAUACCUGCUUAGAGAAUGGUUCUUUUCUACUAAAUUAUGUCGGUUGUGCAAAAUGCAAUCAGAGAGACUUUGUACUGAUCAACAACAAAAUGAUUGAGGAGGAAGAUGGAGAGGAAAUCAUCACAUACGAUCAUGUCUGUAAGAAUUGCCAUCACGUCAUUGCCAGACAUGAAUACACCUUCUCUGUUGUCGACGAUUAUCAGGAGUAUACAAUGCUUUGUCUGCUCUGUGGAAAAGCAGAAGACUCCAUCAGCAUCCUGCCAGAUGAUCCUCGACAAAUGGCUCCCCUCUUUUAAAAGCACGUGUGCACUGAUGAGCUCUUACCAGAAGACAUCCAUUUGAUGAAAAUAUUUUUAGACCUUUUCUCUGAGUUGUUAACCUAUUGUAUAUUUAGUAUGAACUGAAUUACUGUAGAGAAGUGAAUAGUAAAUGCUUUUACUACUGCAUAACAUAAUAAUAUCAAUUGUUUCAUAGAACUAACAAUUUAUUUUUAUUUCUUCAUUCAAACUGCUGUAACCUUUUAUCUGGGUAUUUACUUUCUAUUACAUUCACAGAAUAAAUAAUACAGUAUAUAUUUGCAAAAAUGAA